AUGGCAACUCGUUUCGACGGUUUCAUUUUCGGAGCCUUUUGGGUUAUUUUAAUUGCAAACCUUCCUUUGCCUCUUAGGAACAAGCCCCUGCAAGAGCCCGUCUGCAGUCAGCUGGAGAGGAACAGAUCCUCCGGCAAAAUGUGCCCAGAGUGCGAGAUUCUGUUCUGCAAAAAGUGCGAGACGUUACAUUACAGCCGGGCUUUCAUUGAACAUGGACUGCUGGGCCACAGCACAGAAAACCUGCCCGAGGCUUUGAGCCCAGCGCUGAGUGCAGGCUCUAUAGAGCUGGCUGUCGCUCCGGAGGAGUCAGAAGAGGAAAUAAAGAGGCAGUGAGAAGGAUAAUGGAUUAAUUUCUUGGUAGUCCACAAGCGAUGCUGGCCAACUUGUCUGCUGGUCCUAGAGGUGAGUCCAUCACCAUUGAAGUCUGUGCAAGCUCACUCUGGCUGCUGACUAAAUGUU
Messenger RNA from Lacerta agilis (Sand lizard), 459 nucleotides. RefSeq lists its product as uncharacterized. The coding region runs from base 1 to 333 and encodes 110 amino acids. The record is from RefSeq and is a predicted model, not a curated record. The transcript is spliced from 3 exons. Lineage: Eukaryota; Metazoa; Chordata; Lepidosauria; Squamata; Lacertidae.